Molecule: messenger RNA, 876 nt
Organism: Pipistrellus nathusii (Nathusius's pipistrelle)
Lineage: Eukaryota; Metazoa; Chordata; Mammalia; Chiroptera; Vespertilionidae
Source: the annotation of a GenBank genome assembly
AUGCUGGGCAGACGCCCCCUCAGCCCCAGCUUCCAUGCCGCGCCCCGGUGGGAACCGCAGCCCGGGGGGCCCGGCCCCGCCAAGCGCCGCCGAGUCCAGGAGCCCGCGGGCCCCGAACACGGAAUGGCGCCCGGCCUGCAGGGCCCGGCCGAGCCCAGGGCCGCCGCUGCGCUCACCUCCGUGGUGGUGCUGGCCGCGGGCUGCGCCCUGCAGCUGCCUCUGGACAGCGGCUUCGACCUGAGGCUGGAGCCCGCGCCCACGUCGGUGCUGCGAGUGCGUCUGGGCGGGCACACCCUCGUGCUGGUGCCCGAGGCGCUCUGGGGCGCGGGCGCGGGGGCGCGCUCGCCGGGCGGCCUGGAGCCCGGCGCUCCCCUGGACGCUCCCGGGGGAGGCGUCGCCGUCCAGCAGGGAUUCUUCUGUGCUUUUGUCCCAGAGAUCGUCGUCCCAGAGUUGGCCGUCCCAGAGAUCUCCAUCCCAGAGAUCUCCAUCCCAGAGAUCGCCGUCCCAGAGAUCGCUGUCCCAGAGAUGGCCUUCCCAGAGGUCUCCUUCCCAGAGGUCGCCUUCCCAGAGAAAAAGGCCAACGACGGGGACGAGGACGCGGACCCCGGGUUCCAGACUCCUUGGAUGGCCGCUGGAACCGGGUUAGGAACCCACCCGCACGGCCCCAUCAGAGCGCCAUGGCCCCAGGCCCCCACGCCUAGCCCAGAGAGAUGCACGCCUGGUCCCUACUACAGCCUGGACUCCCACCUUUGGGAGCCCUUCCCCAGCUCACCGCUCCAACCCCUACCUCCUUCUCCCAGUCCAAGUCCUCAGGUGCGCCCCCGGCGCCCUCUGGGGCCUCCUCCCAAGGCCCGCAGAAGGCUGUUCCAGGAAUGA